UCUCUGUUGGCGCAACCACCAUUUGGUCAAACCCGUGUGCUCGCCACCCGCUGUUUCACCUUUCAAUCAUAUAUUAAUAACAGACCCUCAUCACUCAUCAUCUCCACCGCUAACAACAUACCGGAAAACUCAACAUGUGCCGUGGAUUUCAGCAAAGCGAGAAAGAUCGUCUCUUAAAAAUCAAAGCUUUUUAUCUCUUGUUAUCCCUUCCCAAAACCCACAAACACUUGCCCGAUUCCCUCACUCUACAUUAUCUACCCCGGAUUAAUGGCAGCCCCUUGGAGAUUAAUGGAUCCGUUAUCCGACCCGAUGCUCCGGCGUUUGUCACCCUCUAUCGGGUAAUUGUGUCUGAUAAGGGUAAAGGGUCGGUUAUGUAUGGGAGCAGGGAGAAGGUGGGGGUGAGUGAAGGGGUGAGAUUUGAGGUGUAUUUGAGGGAAGAGAAGGUGGUGAAGGGUGGUUUCAGGAAAGAUGAAGAGGGUGAGUGGAAGAUGGAAUGCAGGUGUGGGUUAGAAGGAGAGAUGGUGGUGGAGAUGCAAAAUGUGGAGGUUUGUGUAGCGACGGAGGGUGAGGUGGAGGUGAUGAGGGAGAAGGUAGAGAUGGUGGUGAGGAGGAAAAGAGGGAGGUGUUUUGAAGGGUUGGAGGAGAUACUGGAGCAGCGGAGUGAGGGGGAGGAAGUGGAGGAGAAUUGUUGUUGUUGUUGUGAUUGUGGCGGAGAAGAUGACGAUUCGGAGGAGGAGGACGGUGGAGGUGAGGUGGAGGCAGAGGUGGAAGGUGUGAGAUGGGCGGUUGACGUCGGCAUAUGGGUCAUGUGUUUGGGUGUGGGUGUCGGGUAUUUGGUUUCAAAAGCUUCAUCGAAGAAUCUAAGGAGACGCAGAUUAUUGUAGCUUUGAAAUUAAUCUGAUUUAUUUUUUGUUACAAGAUCACAUAAGUUUUGUAAAUAUAAAAUAGUAAUACAUUUCAUGAUCUUUAUAUUAUUAUGAUCACGACAAUUUAUAUA
Messenger RNA from Lactuca sativa (garden lettuce), 997 nucleotides. Its product is annotated as NADP-specific glutamate dehydrogenase. NCBI's taxonomy places the organism in Eukaryota, Viridiplantae, Streptophyta, Magnoliopsida, Asterales, Asteraceae. The record is from RefSeq and is a predicted model, not a curated record.